Ictalurus punctatus (channel catfish) is the source of this 2151-nucleotide messenger RNA. RefSeq names its product protein only RNase P catalytic subunit (gene prorp). The coding region runs from base 388 to 2106 and encodes 572 amino acids. The record is from RefSeq and is a predicted model, not a curated record. Lineage: Eukaryota; Metazoa; Chordata; Actinopteri; Siluriformes; Ictaluridae. The transcript has 7 exons. Gene Ontology annotation, cellular component: mitochondrial ribonuclease P complex; mitochondrion. Gene Ontology annotation, biological process: mitochondrial tRNA 5'-end processing; tRNA 5'-leader removal. Gene Ontology annotation, molecular function: ribonuclease P activity; protein binding.
GUUGCUAGUGAUAUCUACAUGAGGUGUUUGGGUGGUUUUCUUUUAUAUUUGAGGUGAUUUAAUGUAAGUGAACGCUGUUUUAACUGAAGGAAGAGAAGCAGAAGAUUCCUUGUCAUGGUCGGGUCUCUAAUUUAUUUUUAUUAAUUUGUGUGUGUGUGUUAGCGCUUUAUUUUUAACGAGAGUGACAGUAAUGUAUGUUCUCUGACGUCUGAUUUAUUACUGCCAGACAGCUAUAUGAACAAAAGUUCAUAUGAGCUCUUGAAGAUGUAAUUUGAAGUCAAAUUUCAAGUCAUUUAAGAUAAAAUAAAUAAAUAAAUAAAUAAAAGCUACACGUCACAAUUUUUGUCAUUGUGUUUUCUGUCAAAUCAGCUGAAAAAACAGUUUGCAAUGGGAUCCUUUAUUCUAACAAAUUCAAGGACUUGUCUCAAGAACCUGUGCCCCCUACUUAGGCACCCUCUUUAUCACCAGCGUGCACCGCAAAAGAACAAGCAGCCUAAUAAUCAUUCUUAUUGCACUAAUGGAGAGAGAAGACCAUCAGCGUUUCAUGGCACCAAGCACAGAGACUUCACUCAGAGAGAGAGAACUUCAUUCCCAAAGUCAGUGUUUGCAGCCGGCAAUGCUAGAAGAACUGCUGAGAUUUUAAAGAGGAAAUCAGGAGCAGAUCAGGAAAAGGUCGGUACGGGUUCACCAAAAGGCCGGGCGGCCUGUAUAGCUGAGGUUCCUGACCGGGCUCUGAGCGUUUCGGAAUGGAGAGAUCUAAAAAGCAGCUCGUCCAGGCCGGAGCGCUUCGAGCUGAGGAUGAUGGAGGGAAUGCUUGCCGCUAAAGCUGACAUCAGCAUCGCUAAAUCUCUCCUCAACUACGUCGCUGAUGAAAAAGGAACCCUGCCGUACGAACUGCUGCUCAGGUUUCUGACGCUUUGCGUUUCUGGUGGCCAUCACUCGGAAGUUUCCGACGUCUACGACAUCAUGAAGAGCUGCUUUAAGACUCUGGACACAGGAGCGUACAGUCUGUUUGUGAAAGGCCUGAGUCAGACCGAACGCUGGAGGGAAGUCCUGAUCAUCUUGGAAGACAUUAAGAAGGUCAUCACACCGUCAUCCAGGAAUUAUGGCGAUGCUGUCAGCGGGGCUGUUCUCCAUGGCGACAGGGAGACGGCGUGGCGUCUGUAUGGUGAGCUGAUGGAUCAGGGACUCAUGCCCAAUCAGGAAACAUGGCGGUGUUUAUUUGAGAGUGGCGUGAGUCAGCAUGCAAACAAAGACGAACUCCUGGCAAUCCUGACCUACAUGAGAGAAAACCAGAUUUAUCCGGAGGAGAAGCUGGUCAGAAGCCUUAAAGCGUGGUUUGAAAGUUUACCAGAUGAGAACUGGAGAGGGAAGUUUACUUCUGUGGAUCCCAGAGGAGUGUGUCAGAGCUGUGGGACAGAACUGGAGUCCAUCCAGCUUACGGAGGAGGAAUACGCCCAGCUAAAACACAGAGUGAUGGAGGACGUGAUCGAGGGCCGGGACGUCUUCAAUAAGACCACACCUGAGGAGCUGGAAAGUUUUAAGAGCUUUGUGAAGAAAAGACCCGCGUUUGAUGUCAUCAUCGACGGCCUGAACGUGGCGAACAUCACACCGAAGUGUGUCAAAUCACAGACGCUGUUAGCAGUGGUCUCGGAGCUUCAGGGUCUGAACAUUCUGGUUCUGGGCAGAAAACACAUGCAGCAGCCGUCACGAAACUGGAACAGACACGACAUGAACCAGAUCAAACAGAAAGCACACUGCUUCUUCACCGAGAACAUCUCGGAGGAUGACCCGUUCCUGCUUUACGCCGCAUUGCAUUCUGGGAACCACUGUAACUUUGUGAGCCGGGACCUGAUGAGGGAUCACAAGGCGUGUCUCCCGGACAACGCCACACGACGCCUCUUCUUCAAGUGGCAGCGAGGACAUCAGCUUGUGCUCAGCAACUUCAUCCCAGGGAAAAGGAUUCACUUUCAGAGGACGUCACUCUAUGAUACCGUAGUCCAGAGUCACGGAAAGACGUGGCACGUACCCUAUGAUGAGGAUAGAGGAGACCGGAGCACGUAUGAAGUUCCACAGAGGUGGCUGUGUCUCAGUAAUGAUGUGUGAAAUGUGUACUAUACAAAUUAAUAAAGAAAUGGAUUUGUUGGUUAA